CAAGAUGGCGGACGCUAUGGAGAAUGUUUCACUUUUUGUCUUCUUGCUCGCAGUUUCCUUAGGCAUUUUACUCAACUUCCAAUCUAUCCAACCCGAACCUUACAUGGAUGAACAAUUUCACAUCCCCCAGGCCCAAAAAUACUGUCAAUACAAGUUCAACGAAUGGGAUCCAAUGAUAACAACUUUGCCAGGACUGUAUUUGGUGUCCUUCGUCCUACUUCAAAUAACCGCCUUUUUUACGAGAAUCAAGCUUAUCGUAAUUUGUUCGGCCUUUUGGCUACGGUUUACCAAUGUCCUAUUUAUGAUGGGAAAUGCUUUGGUACUACGGAAAUUGCUCUUAAAAAUUCAUGAGGAAACAGAAGUUCAAAAGAGUGUGAAGGAUAAGACAACAUCCUCUGAUGCCCAAAGACAAAUUUCAUCCAAGUGUACAUUCACUGCCAUAAACAUUAGUAUUCUUCCAGUCUUAUACUUCUUCACAUUCCUGUACUAUACAGAUGUUGGGUCUACAUUCUUUGUCUUGCUGAUGUAUCUCUUAAGCCUGUAUGAACGACACACCUUGGCAUCCUUGGCUGGUGCAUAUUCCAUUAUAUUUAGACAGACCAACAUAAUAUGGGUCAUAUUUGUUGCUGGUACGACUGCCAUACGAACUCUCCGCCCACAAGUCACCAAACUCGUAACAGACAACCAUAACAUACCAGAACCGUUUUAUUUUCUUUAUUCGUUUUUUAACAACAUCGUUCUCAUGAUUCGUACUCUUUAUUCCUAUGGCCUGAUUGUCGUAGGUUUCAUUUGGUUUGUCAUUGUUAACAAAGGGGUAGUUGUCGGAGACCGAAGCAGUCAUGAAGCAUGUUUAAAUUUCCCCCAAAUAUUUUAUUUCUUGAGUUUCAGUUUAUUUUUUAGUAGCCCUAUUCUAUUGCUGUUUGAUAAUGUCCUUGAAUUCCUCACAUUCCUGCGGAAAACCCUAUCAAAACCGUUGCGAAUUCUAGUAAUAUUCUCAGCUUUGCUAUUAGCAAUUGGCUUGGUACAUCAGUUCACUUAUGUCCAUAAGUACUUACUAGCUGAUAACCGCCAUUGCGUGUUCUAUGUUUGGCAUAAGAUAUAUUCUAGGCAUUGGUCAAUAAGGUACCUACUUAUCCCUUUAUAUUUCUAUGCGGCAUGGGCAAUGUACACCAAAUUAUCUUCUAAACAAUGUUUCACAUGGCAAUUACUGUUUUGGAUUUGCGUGACUUUGUUGACUGCCCCACAAAAGUUGUUAGAAUUUCGGUAUUUUAUUCAUCCUUAUAUAAUGUAUAGAGUUCAUAUUCCUUUUACUUCCUACUCCAGAAUGAUUAUGGAGUUCAUCUUAUAUCUGAGUAUUGAUGCCGUUACUAUACAUCUAUUCUUGAAUAAGCCCUUCUACUGGUCACAUGACCCUAAUGUGCCUCAAAGGUUCAUGUGGUAAUUUUUGUGAAGAUUUUGUGAAUUUUGAAGAAUUUGUGAAUUUUGAAAAAUUCGUGAAUCUUGUCAAAGAAUUUGUGAAUUUUGAAGAAUUUGCAAAUUUUGUUACAAAUAUAGAUAGAAAAAAAACAGAGAUAUAUAACAUAUUAGUCUAUACCUAGUGAUGGUUUAUCACAAAUCCUGCACUCUGAUUGGCUGAGCCAAAACAAUGCUGGCCAACUCUUGUUUUAAACCCUAAUUUCAAAAAAAAACAACAUUUAUUUGAGCAAUUAGUAGGUUUCAACUAAAACAAUUAGUCCUCUAGCUUUCAUGAUCUACAAGUCAAUAGCUAUUACUGCCAUUCUACUCUAACCAUGAACACUCAAGUUUAUUGUAUUUUAUGUUUUAUUUGUAUAAAUAUACUUUUAGUUUUUCUUUCUCAUUCAUCAUUUUAUCUCCUUAGAUUUUUAUGGACUUUCAAUACAUGUAACUCGAAUUCCAUUGUUUUCAAUUUGUAAUUUGAUUGGUUGACAAACUCAAGUGUUCAAGGUUAGAGUAGAACGACAUUAACUCAUAAAACAUUUUGGCUUUGGGUCUAAAUUUCRAUUAUGUAGACCCCUAAGAGACAAUCUUUGAUGUGAGGCAGGCAUAAAAAUACAAUAGUUAUACUAUAAAUUCUUGAUGGAAUUUAUUAUAUUUUAAUGUUAACUCUCUUCAAGUUAAUUCUGAGUGAGGUCUAUCAAAAAAUGAAUGUAGUCACGAGAGCUACUAAAAGUUUUUUUUGAGGACUAAAAAUACGUUAGAAUUCAUUGGUUAUGAUGACAUAUUUAAUUUAAGAUUUAUCUAUGUAAUGUCAAUUAAAUUCCAUGUUAAACAAUAAAGAUUAAUUGAAAAUCA
Molecule: messenger RNA, 2313 nt
Organism: Actinia tenebrosa (Australian red waratah sea anemone)
Lineage: Eukaryota; Metazoa; Cnidaria; Anthozoa; Actiniaria; Actiniidae
Product: dol-P-Glc:Glc(2)Man(9)GlcNAc(2)-PP-Dol alpha-1,2-glucosyltransferase A
Biological process (GO): protein N-linked glycosylation; dolichol-linked oligosaccharide biosynthetic process
Cellular component (GO): endoplasmic reticulum
Molecular function (GO): dolichyl pyrophosphate Glc2Man9GlcNAc2 alpha-1,2-glucosyltransferase activity
Source: RefSeq, a predicted model, not a curated record